UGGGAAAAACAGCUGAAACUCUGCUCAAAUGGAACCUCACUCCAACCGGUGCCUGCCCUUGCGGCCAUCCCAAUCAAACCAUGGACCAUAUCCUCUCUGAAUGCCCACAAGGUCCCCGCUGUACAGAUCAAGAUCUCAGGGAAUGCAACGAAACAGCCCGAGUUUGGAUCACCCAUUGGCGCGAAAAGAUAUGAUGAUGAUGAUGAAUGACUAGGACCCACCAUCAACCAACCGCUCUAAGAAAAUCACCAGUUUUCUUGAAUUUGUCCAAUCAGCGAUCAGGUGUAUGUUAUCAAAAUGGCAGACACAAAUGAGCGAGACGAAGAGAUGGGACAGCGCUUUUAUGCUCAAAACACACCGUUCAGUUCUGUCAUUCCGAUGAUGAAAGAAUUAAGACGUCAAAAGGGACCUGUAGAUGUUUUCCCCGGUCUUCCUCAUGUACCACGACCCGCUCAACAAAUAAAAAUAGAGCGAAUGAUGGAAAGUUGUAUUUUUAAGUCAGUAUUGGCUGGCGUCUUAGGUUACGUAUUGGGGGCUGGUUUUGGUAUAUUUACAGCUGGUCUAGACACCUCAAUGCCAACAAGCAUUAGUGGUCAAGUUGAUUCAUCUGCAAGGGCUGUAAUGCGAGAGAUGGGUCAACGUGCCUCUUCAUAUGGCAAGAACUUUGGUGUUGUUGGUGCAAUGUUUUCAGGAACUGAGUGUGUUGUGGAGUCAUAUCGUGGCAAAAGUGAUUGGAAAAAUGGAACAUUAUCUGGUUGUAUUACUGGUGGAGCUAUUGGCCUUAGAGCUGGUGGUAAAGCCGCCUUGUUUGGUUGUGCUGGUUUUGCAGCAUUCUCUACUGCUAUAGACUACUACCUCAGAUGAUGGUAUCCAUGGUUACCAUAAUUGAAGAAGUGACCAAAAUAAAAACAUGCUAAUUUUCUUCUGUUGGGAGAAGGAUCCUGGUUCCCAUCUGUCAGGUUACUUUGCACUGGGCUGUCUAAUUAUUUCUAAUAUGCAUAUAUGCAAGGUGCUCACUUACGGUCCAAAGGCUUUCUCAUCUGGUUCUUUUGUAUUCAAAUCACAUUCCUAAGAACAAUAGAAACAAAGUUUUGGAGCAUUGGUUCAGGUCAACGAUAUCGCAAUUCCAGCGUUGACAUUAUUCUUACCACCAGUCCAGUUGGUGUAUUGCCAUUGGUGGUCAGCUGAUUCAGUGUAUGACCACUGGAGUCCACAGCACCAUGCGCUCGUACUCGAAAUUUAUACAGUACCUGACAUGGAAAAAUUGACUUGUCAAUUAACAAUUUAAAGUGGCAAUUUAGGUGACAAAUAUGAGCAACAUUCAAAAGUAAAAAUAUUUGAGUCAUAGCAGGUAUUGAAUACGAAUAAGUAAUUAAAAGCUUCACUAAAUUGUGAGUUGUGUUUGACUGUUUGUAA
This is a messenger RNA of Xenia sp. Carnegie-2017, 1416 nucleotides long. RefSeq names its product mitochondrial import inner membrane translocase subunit Tim22-like. Gene Ontology annotation, cellular component: TIM22 mitochondrial import inner membrane insertion complex. Gene Ontology annotation, molecular function: transmembrane protein transporter activity. Gene Ontology annotation, biological process: protein insertion into mitochondrial inner membrane. The record is from RefSeq and is a predicted model, not a curated record. NCBI's taxonomy places the organism in Eukaryota, Metazoa, Cnidaria, Anthozoa, Malacalcyonacea, Xeniidae. The transcript has 5 exons. Bases 298 to 864 code for a protein of 188 amino acids.